Molecule: messenger RNA, 4396 nt
Organism: Stomoxys calcitrans (stable fly)
Lineage: Eukaryota; Metazoa; Arthropoda; Insecta; Diptera; Muscidae
Gene: meso18E
Exons: 6
Coding region: 2201-3778 (525 amino acids)
Source: RefSeq, a predicted model, not a curated record
GCACAAAACGUUCCAUGGCUUUGAGUAGAAAGGACGCAAGGCUUAUAGGUCUGUAGGCCUUUGGUGUCUCAUGACUUGCCUUGCCGGGCUUGGGUACAAAUACUACCCUUGCCACCUGCCAGGAUAUCGCGGCACGCUAUGAAAAUAUUGGCUAUGUGGGGCGUCAGAUAGUCUGCCUCUUUCUGUAGUAAAUAUUCCAUCAGAUCCGGGUGACUUAAAUGGUUAAAGCUCCUCAAAGAUUCCUUCACCAUAAAUUCCGUAAUUAUAAAACUUGGACCAACAUCAUUAUUCCAAGAUUCCGGUGUCUCCGUGAUUCCCGUCGUAUCCUGUGGGUUUUCAUCAAAACCCUCAACAUGUCCUCUGUUGUCUCUGCUCUUACUCCCAUGUCUUCUACUAAAGUUUCAGGUUGGACAUGGGGUUUUGAGAAAAACUUUUUUAUCUUGGCGGCGUCAUAAACGCUGUCGACCUGUUCGCAGAAAAGCUUCCAGGAGGCACGUUUUGCCGCUCUUGUAAUCUUAUUGUAUUUCUUGAGCCGUGCAGCCAUGCGUAAUACACAUCCUAAUAAACUUCCGCUUGUUUACUUUUUAACAAGUCUGUGGACCUCCUUCCCAAUAUUGCGAAUCUCUUCCGGGGUUUUCUUGGGCUGAUUUCCUUUCCCGAAGAGGACAACUGUCUUCGAAAGACCCCACCAGUGCAGUCGUAAUCUUGUUGACAUUAUCGUCAAUAGCUUCUAUGCUUGAAAAUCUAAAUCAUCUUGCCCAAGUCUUCUUCUGAGUAGCCUUCCGAAUUUUGUCUACUUGGUUUUCAACUUAUUCCGGAAGCCUAUCGAAUGGCCGUACUAUUCCAAACCUAAUGUUGCAAUUGUCAGAGAAAAAGUGUUUCAUGGAAUCCCUCCAAUCCUGAACCUCAUCGAUUAGAUUUUCCGAAUAUAUCGUUACAUCUUAUACCUCCUCCCUAAUCCUAUUAACAAAGGUAGCGAUGUUGCCAAUAUUAAGUGUUAUUAAGCAGUUAGUAUUCAAGAACUCUGCCCUAAAACAUCUUUAAAUAAUUCUCAAUACUUUUAAUGGAAUAUUCGAAUAUUCUGGUUGCAGAUUUGCUGCUAAUCAAUGUCCUUAAAAUGUAUGUGGUAGAUUCGAUGUUUAUUAUCUUUCUUCUUUUGUCCAUAUUCGAUGCAUGCAAGUUAGACACAAGGAAACCAUUAAAUACCGUUAUAUGGUAUUCAGCAUGUCUCCUUUCCCCUACCCAUUUCACCUAAGAGGACCUACACACUUUAUGAUUAUUGAUUGCAUGUGUAAGUUCCGGGCAGAUGUUUAACAUAAAACAACAAUCGCUAAGAAUAUGAAUAUUCAAAAUAUAAAACUGUUGAACUAAAAUAACAAAACAAAAACGAUUAUGGAUUAUUUCAUUAAAUUCAUUUUAAUUUUGAACUAUUUUGCCUUGGAAUUGUUCUUGUUUUUGUUAUUUAACUAAGGGGUAAGUAGCAAGUCAGUCAUAUAGUCAGUCAGUCGGGGUUAUGUGUGGUCGCUUUAUUAUAAUUUGCCUUUGCUAAAAAACGCAGUUGUAUUGCGUUUCUUAUUAUUUCAGCUACCUCAAUGCGCUCCUCCUGCGCCAAGAGAGUAGCAAACGGCCCCACAAAACCCCCAAUAACGAUAUGGACAUACUAAAGUCUUUAUGUAUGUAGUAUACACACACACAUGUAUGUACGUAAGUACAUACAUAGAGGUACAUUUGAAUAUAGGUACGUACUCUACAUGGACUAUAGUAGAAGUACAAGUAUAGUCUAGUCUACCAGCGAUACUUUUUUUUUUAAGUGUGGACUGUUAUGGGUCGGUUGUGUUAUAUUUCGUCAAAGUCUUCUUCUGCUUCUACAAUUCAAUCAUCAUCAUCAUCAUCAUUGUCGGUGUACGAGUGUAUAUUUUGCCGUUGCUAUUGCGGUUGAUGUUGCUAUUGUUGGUGUUCUUGUUUUCGAAUAAUUAUUUCGAAAGAAAUGUACAGUGGAAAGAAAAAGAGGCUAAAAGCAUACGAUUUUACAUGGAUCCUCUCAUUGUCAGCAGUGCCAUCAUUAAAGUCUACUCUCAUCUGAAUUGAAGGUUCUCUCUCUCUCUCUCCCCAUUGGAGACUAAAACUGGCUUUCUCUGCAAUAAAGUAACGAAUAGCUCUCCUUUCUAUCUGAAAUUCGCUGGCGAUUACAGAUAUUGAAAUGAAUACAGAGACAGCCCCGAAUGCUUUUCAGCAUCAUCAUAACACGAGGGCCGCCGAAAACUUUUUCAAUGUCCCCGAAUCCAUAACACUGCUAAACAUUGUAAAACCCGAGCGUUUGCAAAAUAAUCCCUUACCCGCUCCUUCAGCAGAAGAUGAAAAUCAACCAAACAACUCAGAACAGGAAAACAAAUCCUCCAUCAAUUCGUAUCAUCAUCACCGUGCCCCUCGUACACCCGAAAGUUAUUUCAAUGUACCAGAGUCAAUAGCUCUGCUAAACAUAGUCAAAUCGGAACGAAUACAAAGUGCAUUUCAAUCGAAUCGUAAAAAUCAUGCCAGUGUCUGGGAAAUGGUGGCCGAGGUCCUUAAUCGUUACAGUGCACGCAAACGCUCCGCCAAACAGUGCUGCAAUCGCUACGAGAAUCUCAAGAAAAUCUACACUCAGCUCAAAAAGAAUCCAGAACGCCAUGUGCGCCGCAAUUGGCCCUAUAUGUUUCUCUUCAAAGAGAUCGAAGAGCAAAGGGGAGAAUGUUGGGGUUCGAAUAGCAAACGCAUAGCGCUGUUGGCCAAAAAUCAAGAUGAACUCUCAUACUAUCAUAGGAGAAGGCAAGCAGCCGAGUUUGGCGCAUUGCUGGACAAACAGACCCAAGCAGCAGUGGUGGCCCAACACAAUUUACUUCAGAGUUUGGCAGCCGUGCAUUCCAAUGACUCGAAUAGUAACAGCAAAAUGGAACGUUUUCUGCCCAAUCACUUUGUAGAGGCUCAACUGGGCAAUGAGGCAAAUGGCAAUGUCAAUGGUGGCACGGGCAAUAACAGUGUCUAUGAUGAUGCCUCGCCUAUGGCCUUGCAGAUAACACGCAAGGAACAUGAUAGUCAUGACAUGCCCCAUGAUUUGCCUGAAAAUGCUGCACACAAUCUCCUGCAAGCUCAUCUUAGUGGUGGCGCAGCAGCUGCUGCAGCGGCGGCGGCAGCAGCCAAUGGCCUAAAGGAGGCUUUGGUACAACAAUUCGAAAAAGACUGCAAUGGGGCCUUGAAUCUGCAAACCAGUGACAACAACAUCUCCAUGAACGAUACUGAUUCUUACAGAUCGGAACCAAUGUCGGAUGGUGAAUUCAAUCCAGAUGAUAUACAGCUAAUGCAAACAAAUUACAAUGGUGCUCAAAAUUUCUACCCCAACAAUAUCGAUCACAAUAUUCUGCAUCCCGAUGUUAUAGUGGACACCGAUAAUCUCACAGAAUGCAGCAGUGGAGAGACACCCAAGACCAAACGCAAGCUAUCAACCUCCACCGAUGGUGAUAGCACCAAUUAUGAGCUAAUCGAAUACCUAAAGAGGCGUGAGAAGAGAGAUGAAGAAUUGCUAAGGCGCAUGGAUGCCAGAGAGGAGAGACUAUUAAAUUUACUGGAAAGAACUGUGGUGGCCAUUGAGGCUUUGACACAGCAACCACGUUGCACACACCCACCGCAGCAAAGACAAAACCCGGAAACGGAAGUCAAACUGCUUAACGGAAGUAAUAAGUCUGAAAAGAAAUCCACUUCCGAAGACAACAGCGAGGAUGAGAGCAGUGAGAAGACUUCUUAAGAUGAGAUAACAAAUCAAACGCUCUCAUCAGUGUCAUCAUCAUCAUCAUCGUCAACGUUCACCAAAUGCAAAUACUCAAAUCAAAUGACUUAAUUAGAACCAAAGAAUGCUAAGUUUUUUCUAUGAGAUUUCUUUAAUUAUAGUUUUACAAACCAAAAAUUUUAUUUAAUUGUAAUUUUAACCAUAAACUCUAAAAACAAGCAACUAAAGCCAAAAAAAACCAAAAAGCCUUAAACUCUGUGCCAAAAAUUUACUUAAUUAUUUAUAUUUAAAAAAAAAUAGCAAACAUAAAAUAUAGAAAAUGCAUUUUCUAUGCCUUAUGUUUCUUAACAUAUGUGUUUCCGCUGAAGAAUUUUAAAUGUUUUUUUUAUCCUAGCUGUAAUCAAGUAAAACAAAAAAUGCCUACCAUGACUUUGAUUUUUGUUUAUUGUAAAUCUGUAUUGUACUCAAUAUUUUAAAUAUGUGUUUUUUUUUUGUAAUACAUCCUAAAGUACCAGCAUGAAUUUAUGUAUGCCUGUACUUUGUAAGUGCCUUAAAUGAACAAAUUUUAUUUAUACAAAUCAUAAAAAGCGUAACGGAAAGUUGGAGAAAUGAGCAAUAAAAAAACCCAACAAUUUA